CGAAGCACAUUUUCUCUCUCUUCUCUUUCCAUCUCCCUUCCCAUCUCUCUCUCUCUUUCUCUCUCUGUUUCUUGAUCCGUAGGCGAUUGAAAUGUCUGAAAACUAAAGCCGUGUCGAGCUCAAUUUCCGCCCGUGCUCGAAUCCAAUCGAAGCGCCAACACCCCAUCGUUCGAUCCCACAAAUGCGGGCACCUCGCCGGACCUGAGAAUCUGACAUUGCCGGGGCCGAGAGAUCGAAUCUUGGGGGGGCUGAAUCUGAUGGUGGGUACUGCAAGAUCGUCGAGCCCGUCGGUGUUGCGGUGUCGGUCGGGGUGUUUGGUAGCUGGGUUCUGCGAAUCUAGCGCUGGGGCCAUCCGGGCCUGAAUGAAUCUGAUGGUGAGCAUUGGGAGAUCAUCACCACAGGGGCUGUCGUCUUCUUCGUCGUCGUCGUUAUUGCAAACCUCUCGCUGGGAUCUUUGUUGGUGCUACCGGGGGUGUGUUGGGGCGGGGAUAUUGUCUGAAUCUUGGGCGGGGGCAGCUGAAUCUUGGGGGAGGGAGCUGCUUGGAACAAGGAGAUGCAGCUGCACUUCUCACCUAGCAUGAGAAGUAUAACGAUAUCAAGCAGUGGCAGCAGCAGCAACAACAAUGGCAAUGGGUUUGUUGACUUGAUGAAGAUCAAGGUCGCGGCUCGUCACAUCUCCUACCGUACCCUCUUCCACACCAUUCUCAUCCUAGCGUUCCUGUUGCCCUUUGUCUUCAUCCUCACCGCCGUCGUUACCCUUGAAGGUGUCAACAAGUGCUCCUCAUUCGAUUGUUUAGGCAGGCGGUUUGGACCAAGGCUUCUUGGCCGGGUUGAUGAUUCAGGGAGAAUGGUAAGAGACUUCUACAAGAUCCUCGAUGAAGUUAACAGUAUGGAAAUCCCAGAUAAUCUAAAGCUGCCUGAUUCGUUUAGUCAACUCGUUUCUGAAAUGAAGAGCAACCAGUAUGAUGCAAGGACUUUUGCUAUCAUGUUAAGAGCCAUGAUGGAUAAAUUCGAGAAAGACAUAAGAGAGUCCAAAUUUGCUGAACUCAUGAACAAGCACUUUGCUGCCAGUUCCAUCCCAAAGGGCAUCCACUGCCUCUCUCUGCGGUUGACCGAUGAAUAUUCCUCCAAUGCCCACGCCCGUAAACAGCUCCCAUCUCCUGAGCUUCUCCCUCUCCUCUCUGAUAACUCCUACUACCACUUCAUCCUAUCAACGGAUAACAUAUUAGCUGCCUCAGUUGUUGUGACUUCCACGGUGCAAUCAUCUCUGAAGCCCGAGAAAAUAGUGUUUCACAUAAUUACUGAUAAGAAAACCUAUGCGGGAAUGCAUUCUUGGUUUGCCUUAAAUCCCUCAUCCCCUGCUAUUGUUGAAGUGAAGGGUAUCCAUCAAUUUGAUUGGUUAACAAGGGAGAACGUUCCUGUAUUAGAGGCUGUUGAGAAUCAUAAUGGGAUUAGGAACUACUACCAUGGGAAUCAUGUUGCCGGUGCGAAUCUAAGUGCUACUACUCCAAGGACUUUUGCCUCAAAGUUGCAGGCGAGGAGUCCAAAAUAUAUAUCACUCCUCAACCACAUAAGAAUUUACCUGCCUGAGCUCUUCCCGAACCUUGACAAGGUAGUCUUCUUGGAUGAUGAUGUUGUGAUCCAACGGGACUUGUCCCCUCUAUGGGAGAUCGACCUCGAGGGCCAAGUCAAUGGUGCUGUGGAGACAUGCAGGGGUGAGGACGAGUGGGUAAUGUCCAAGCGUUUCAAAAACUACUUCAACUUCUCCCAUCCCCUCAUUGCGAAGCACUUGGAUCCUGAAGAGUGUGCAUGGGCCUAUGGGAUGAACAUCUUUGAUCUCCGUGCAUGGAGGAAGACUGAUAUCAGAGAGACAUACCAUUACUGGUUGAAAGAGAAUCUGAAGUCUAAUCUGACAAUGUGGAAGCUUGGCACCCUACCGCCGGCUUUGAUCGCUUUCAAGGGUCAUGUCCACCCAAUCGACCCAUCAUGGCACUUGCUUGGCCUAGGAUAUCAGAUCAAGACGAGCAUCGAGAAUGUGGAGAAAGCUGCAGUUAUUCACUAUAAUGGCCAGUCGAAACCUUGGUUACAGAUUGGUUUUGAGCAUCUUCGGCCCUACUGGGCAAAGUAUGUGAACUAUUCCAAUGAUUUUGUGCGAAGUUGUCAUAUCUUGGAGCCGUAGAGAUGGAUUACUUCAUUCAGAAAAAUUCUACUACACUAAAACGAAUUGCUACGAGGAGGGAGAAGCGGGGCGCCAUUGGAAUUGGGAAUACUUCUGUUGCGCCUUGGAAUUUCAGGAAAAGCGAGCUGAGGAUCUUCUGGGGCGGUCCAGUUCCAACUGUUAUCCGGUGCACGAGUAUCAUAGAAGAAGAGGAGCCAGCUUCGGCUGCGCGGGCACGAGACUGGAAUUUUUUCAUUUGUAACAUAGAAAAUCGAUUUGUUUCCCUUUUUUUUUUUUGGUCUUCUCAUUUUGAUGAUUGGAAAAGAGGGUAGCUAUCACUUUCCAACCGAGUGGGAUUAGAGUAUUUGUUGGAGUUUUUCUUAGCACAAUAAGUCGGAAGAAGUACAAACUGAGGAGGCGAGAGGAUUGGGGCCGGUUGGUGCGGGGCGAGAUCAAAGCCACACACGGAGCGGCUUGUGCUGGUGAAGAGGAAGGCUCGAACAGGCCUUUUCGGAGGCUCCAUAUCUUUUGAAUUUGUAAUUCUUUUUUCUAAAUUUCCUUCUGGGGUAAGAUCAUUUUUCCUCUAUAUAUGUUGAUUGAUGAUGAUGGAUGCCACAGUGGUGAUGGUAGGAGGAGUAGGUAUUGGGAGGAAUAUUUUUUUUGAUGUUUCCUAUGUUACAGCUCCCAUCCAUUUGGGGAACUGUUGUUUAGGUCUUAUAUUGCUUUUUCUUUUUUGAGUAUUUACUUUGUACAAUUCACAACAAACAUUGAUAUGUGCAGGAAAUUCUUUUUUCCAAUUUC
Molecule: messenger RNA, 2959 nt
Organism: Punica granatum (pomegranate)
Lineage: Eukaryota; Viridiplantae; Streptophyta; Magnoliopsida; Myrtales; Lythraceae
Source: RefSeq, a predicted model, not a curated record